AUGUCUGAUUUACCUGUAGACAGGCUUGCACAAGAACCACCAUUCACUAACGUUGGACUUGACGUCUUUGGUCCGUGGACGAUUGUCACACGGCGCACGAGAGGAGGUAGUUCUGAAAACAAACGAUGGGCGGUAAUCUUCACGUGUAUGUCUACCAGAGCCGUGCACAUCGAGCUUAUCGAAUCCAUGACAACAUCCAGCUUCAUUAACGCAUUGGGGCGAUUCUUCUCAGUUCGAGGCCCAGCCAGACUUCUCCGUUCUGACAGAGGAACUAAUUUUGUGGGUGCAUGUAAGGAAUUAAACAUGAACACCGAUGAUCCAUCACUACAAAAUUACUUAAAGGAAAAAGGAUGCACAUGGCUGUUCAACCCCCCACAUUCGUCGCAUAUGGGGGGCUCAUGGGAAAGACUCAUUGGGGUAAGCAGGCGCAUUCUGGAUGCCAUGCUGUUAAAGACGGGGUCAAACCAACUCACACAUGAAGUCUUAAGCACCUUAAUUGCAGAAGUAAUGGCUAUCAUGAACGCAAGACCUUUACUUCCGGUGUCUACUGACCCUGAAAACCCAACAGUCCUUUCCCCUACAGUGCUUUUAACGCAAAAAACGAGUGCCUUGUCAGCCCCUUCUGGAAACUUUGAUACUUCUAGUCUAUAUGAUAAGCAGUGGAAGCAAGUUCAGUGUUUGGCAGACACUUUCUGGAAACGAUGGCGGGGAGAGUACCUGUCCUCAUUACAAAACCGUAGGUUGUGGACCGAAGACAAGCCUAACAUUAAUGUUGGAGAUGUUGUAUUGCUCAAAGAUAGCCAAGUACACAGGAAUGAGUGGCCAGUGGGACUUAUUGUUAACACGUUCCCAAGCCAAGAUGGCAAAGUACGAAAAGUGGAAGUAAGAGUUGCAAAACAAGGAACUGUAAAAACGUUUUUAAGGGCCAGUUACAGAAAUCAUAGUUCUUUUAUCUGAGGCAAACACUAUUUAAAGACUGUACUAAUCAUAUGGUAUAGUGGCACCAACAAUGGUGCCAGGCGGGGAGUGUGCUGCCCCCUAAUAGGACUUCUAUUUUGAAAUGACUUUUUGAUGAGUUAUACUGCCAUCUACUGGUUGUUCAGCCAUUUUAUUCAGUUCUAUCAGAGAGCAGUGCAGAGCACAUGGUUUCAUGUAUGGUGCAUCAAGAGUUUUCUUUACACUUUUCCUGAGAUGCUAUUCGUCUGUGAGUAAUUUAAAGUUAUUUUGUUUACAUUAAGAACACCUCUGCAAACCAGAGCAUGGAAGUUAAUCUAAAACUAGUUAUUUUAGAAGGGUAAUGUCUAAUUGAACUGCUUGUAAAACACAUAAUUGUGUUCAGUUUAUAUUUAUACAGUAUGUGUAUCUGUUUGUUUUGUAUUUACAGUUUUACAAAGUAAAUAAGAGGAAAAUGGAAAAG
Molecule: messenger RNA, 1417 nt
Organism: Paramisgurnus dabryanus
Lineage: Eukaryota; Metazoa; Chordata; Actinopteri; Cypriniformes; Cobitidae
Biological process (GO): DNA integration
Molecular function (GO): nucleic acid binding
Source: RefSeq, a predicted model, not a curated record